Trametes versicolor FP-101664 SS1 is the source of this 708-nucleotide messenger RNA. RefSeq lists its product as uncharacterized. The coding region runs from base 1 to 708 and encodes 235 amino acids. The record is from RefSeq and is a predicted model, not a curated record. NCBI's taxonomy places the organism in Eukaryota, Fungi, Basidiomycota, Agaricomycetes, Polyporales, Polyporaceae. The transcript has 2 exons.
AUGGCUCAGAAUUCGAAAUCACUGGAAUUCCUUGCCCUCGAUCUCCUGCGAUACGGAAAGGAAUCCAUCGUGCACGACAGCCAUCACGACUUGGAGUCCUUCUACUGGCUCCUGGUGUGGAUCGUGUUACGCCACACCUCAUACAACAGUCCAUAUGGUCGGAGAGAAGAAUGCUCGCGCCUUUUCAAGCCUGUGAACAGUCGCGAAGCGAAAAUUGCCAAGGGCGGGUGGCUGUAUAACGCUGAGCCCCUCAUAAUCAACCAGAACCCCCCGCUGACGGACCUCCUGAAGACGCUUCAAGACCUCGUAUACAUGGCCGCGAUACCGACCCGGAGCAAGUCCAUGACGAGGGAAAUCCUUACAUACCGCGGUAUCAUCGACGUCUUCGAAAGCGCCAUUAACCGCGAGGACUGGCCGCUCGGCGAUCCGGCCCUCCCACUCACCCCGCCAAGGAACGACAUGCCGAUUAUCAUCGAAGGCGACGUUUUCUUCAAGCGGGCUGAAAGGGCUCUCGAUUCCUCUGUGGAGGAAGAUCAAUAUCCCUUGAAACGCGCAUCCAGCGAGUCGAGCACACCUGCCAUGACGUCGGCGAAGCGGCGGCGGACGGUUGUUACUCCUUCAACAAGUGAAAGCAACGCGCUGCUCGAAGACUUAUGGUCGCGCUGCAUCGACAUAAUGAUCGUUCCGAAGCGAGGCAGAGAGGUCUAA